This is a messenger RNA of Ilex paraguariensis (yerba mate), 340 nucleotides long. The record is from the annotation of a GenBank genome assembly. Lineage: Eukaryota; Viridiplantae; Streptophyta; Magnoliopsida; Aquifoliales; Aquifoliaceae.
AGGGCAUGAAGAAUUCAGUAGCGAUACCAUCACUACUCAUCCUUGCUGUCGGCAAAAUCAUUGGGUUUGUGAAAGACGAUCUCCACAAGAACAUCAAUGCUCCUAAGAUUCCCUUAUGACGAAGCUUGGUUCUGCUGAUCAGGCAUUUGAGGAACUAUUGGAGAGCAUGAGAUUAUGGUGGUGGAAUUUGGUGAGAGUCUUCCAAUUGGCGUUGGAUUUUGAAUGUUGCUUCUCAGGGAACGCCAAAUGGAGGACUGAAAGGCUUCUACACAUAGACUAUCUUCUUACAGCUUCACCCCUUGAAAAUCAGAAGGAAAAUGUUGUUCAUUUUGCUGAGAGG